UUCAACACUUUUUCUCGAAAUCUCACCGAACGUUUUUUAUUUUCUUUCCUUCUGUUUUCUCGAGAAAAUAUUGCUUUUUCCUGAGAAAAUCCAUUUUCUGUAGUUCACCUUCUUUUUACCCGCUUAAAUCCAGCGAUUACAUCCGGCUCAUUAGCAGCUUCUUCACGAACAGACUGAUGGAUCGGAGGAGGGCGGGCAGCCCAGUGUAUGGUCGCCAGUGGAGCGAAUCAUCGAACAGUACGGAAGCGACAUCGCCGGCGAUGUCUCCUGCUCACCGGAAGCAACUCGGAGGUAUUGGAGGUUUCUCCACCGUCAAGCGGACUCAGAACGUAGCUGCCAAAGCGGCUGCUCAACGAUUGGCUAAGGUUAUGGCCUUGCAGAACAAAGACAACGGAGACGAAGAUGAUGAUGAUGAAGACGAAGAUCUAAGUCUCAGAUUCGCAUCUCCUUCUCUUAAACCUGCUCGUCAUGCUCCUUCUUCUCUUUCCUCCACUGGAAGCAAUAGCAGCAACGGAAACAGUAAUUUGCCGGCGGUUUCCUUCGCUCCCCGAACUAGAUCGCCGUCGCCUGCGUUAGGCAGGAACUUCGCUGAACAAGUGCCUUCAGUGCGUUCUGCUUCGGCCGGAAGGCCGUCAAUGUCUGCUAGAUCCACGACCCCGACUCCUAAUCUAAUGCCGCCUAGCAGGGUGUCCGUGAAAACUCCGGUUUCUAUUCCACCACUUGAUCCUCCAACUAGGAGCAGAGAUAAAAGGUUUUUUGCUGAUGUACCAUCAGUAAAUUCAAAAGAAAAGGGUGAUCAGCGUGAAGCUUCAGCUCUUCGUGAUGAACUGGAUAUGCUACAAGAGGAGAAUGAGGUUGUAUUGGACAAGCUUCGUCGUGCGGAAGAAAAAAGGGUGGAAGCAGAAGCUAGGGCUAAGGAGCUUGAGAAACAGGUUGCCUCUCUUGGAGAAGGAGUGUCUCUGGAGGCGAAAUUAUUAAGCAGGAAGGAAGCAGCAUUGCGUCAAAGAGAGGCUGCUCUAAAUGCUGCAAAACAGAAAAAGAGUGGGAAAGAUGAGGAAAUUGUUUCCCUACGUGCAGAAUUUGAGAAUUUGAAAGACGAGGCUACAACUGCUGCUGAACGGCUUCAGGAAGCAGAAUCUGAAGCGAAGUCUCUUCGCACAAUGACUCAAAGGAUGAUUUUAACACAAGACGAAAUGGAAGAAGUAGUCCUGAAGAGAUGCUGGCUUGCCCGGUAUUGGGAUUUGGCUGUACAACAUGGUAUCUGUGCGGAUAUAGCACCAUCUAGGCAUGAGCACUGGUCAGCAUUGGCUCCUCUUCCAUUUGAGCUCGUCACCUCUGCCGCACAGAAAGCCAAGGAAUUAUCCUGGGAUAAAGGUAGGAAUGAUCGGAGUAAGGUUGCUAGAGAUUUGAGUGAUUUAACUGGAGAAGGAAAUAUUGAAAGUAUGCUUUCAGUUGAGAUGGGAUUGAGAGAGCUAGCAUCAUUAAAGGUCGAGGAUGCUGUUGUGCUUGCAUUCGCCCAGCAGAGAAAACUGAGUUUGGUUCGUCAAACUGUUUCUGAUUCCAAAGGUCAUGGAGAAUCCAGAUUUAUCGAUGCAUAUGAACUGGGUGAGGCGGAACAAGAAGAUGUUGCCUUUAAGCAGGCAUGGCUGAUGUACUUCUGGGGCAGAGCUAAGUUACACGGUGUGGAAGAAGACAUUGCAGAGGAACGUGUCCAGUUGUGGAUCAGCCGUAGCAGCGGGAAAUCUCAGACAACCUCUCAUGAUGCCUUGGAUGUGGAAAGAGGGUUGAUAGAGCUAAGGAAACUGGGAAUAGAGCAACAGUUGUGGGAAGCUUCUCGAAGAGAAAUCGAUCAGCUUCCUUCUCCUACUUCUUCGAAUCACGAUGUUGAUGCUGAUUCAUAGUAAAGUCUCUUCCUCUCUUUUGGUAAAAGAAAGAUUCGUUUUGUAUAUUUCUCUUCAUGUAAGUUUCACGAAGAAUCUAUGUGUGCCAUUGUUUUUCUUUGUUCCCUUUGUGUACACUCGAGUUUGUAAGCUUUGGUAUUCUUAUUUUCACGAUUAAGUCCAACAAUUUUGGGAAAAGAAAGAAAAAAAGUGUGAGUUACUGUAA
This is a messenger RNA of Capsella rubella, 2106 nucleotides long. Its product is annotated as coiled-coil domain-containing protein SCD2. The coding region runs from base 177 to 1901 and encodes 574 amino acids. The record is from RefSeq and is a predicted model, not a curated record. Gene Ontology annotation, biological process: cytokinesis by cell plate formation. Lineage: Eukaryota; Viridiplantae; Streptophyta; Magnoliopsida; Brassicales; Brassicaceae. The transcript has 17 exons.